Calliphora vicina (urban bluebottle blowfly) is the source of this 435-nucleotide messenger RNA. RefSeq names its product cuticle protein 38-like. The transcript is spliced from 2 exons. The record is from RefSeq and is a predicted model, not a curated record. Lineage: Eukaryota; Metazoa; Arthropoda; Insecta; Diptera; Calliphoridae. The coding region runs from base 89 to 391 and encodes 100 amino acids.
UAGUAUUUAAACCUAUAGGUCUUUGAAAAAAAUUGUAUUCAAUUCCGUUUUUCAACGAAUUAUCACAAACAAACCCAAGCAAUUCAAAAUGUUCAAAUUCAUCGCUGUCUGCUUCUUCGCUUUGUUGGCUAUUGCCGCCGCUAAACCCGGUUUGGUAGCUCCUUUGGCUUACACCGCUGCCUACACUUCUCCUUUGGCCUACUCUGCUCCUUUGACUUAUGCUGCUGCUCCCGCUGUUGUUGGUCAUGCUUCCUAUGUUGCUCCUUAUGCCUCCACCUACAAUGCCCAUCACAUUGCUCACUCUGCUGCCUUCCCCGCCACUUAUGCUGCCGCUCCAGUAGUACAUGCCGCCCCUGCCGCUUAUGCUACUCCUCUUUUCUUGAAGAAAUAGAUCGGAGAAUUGGAUUUGAAUAAAGACUGAACGAAAACUGAAAA